AUGAACUGGUCCUCACUGCAGGACCUCCUGAGUGGGGUGAACAAGUACUCCACAGCCCUGGGGCGCAUCUGGCUCUCUGUGGUCUUUGUCUUCCGUUUCCUGGUCUACGUGGUAGCGGCGGAGCAGGUGUGGGCUGAUGACCAGCGGGACUUUGAGUGCAACACUCUCCAGCCCGGCUGCACCAAUGUCUGCUAUGACCAUUUCUUCCCCAUCUCACACAUCCGCCUCUGGGCCCUGCAGCUCAUCUUCGUCACCUGCCCUUCCCUCCUGGUGACCAUGCACGUGGCUUACCGGGAAGGCCGGAAGCAGAAGCGUAGGAAGACAGGAGCAGGGAAGAACAGCCAGCAGCUCCAUCUCAACCCAGGCAAGAAGCGGGGAGGCCUGUGGUGGACUUACCUGCUCAGCCUGGUCUUCAAGGCUUCCACAGAUGCAGCUUUCCUCUACAUCUUCCACCGGCUCUACACCAACUUCGACAUGCCUCGAGUCAUGGAGUGCUCUGUGCUGCCUUGCCCUCAUGUGGUCGACUGCUUCAUCGCAAGGCCCACCGAGAAGAAACUCUUCACCUACUUCAUGGUGGCCACCGCUACCCUGUGCAUUGUCCUCAACCUCUGUGAGAUAUCCUACCUGGUUGCCAAGAGGUGCUGGGAGCUUGCCACCCAGCACCAGACCAAGGGGCUCCCUAGCAAGCCAGUAGAGAACGUGACUAAUAGCUGGUCUCAUUCCACCCAGGAGAAGAACCAGGUUGUUAAUAUAACCUCCUCAGGACAGAUUACGUUCAGGACUGUCCACUUGAUAUAG
Alligator sinensis (Chinese alligator) is the source of this 798-nucleotide messenger RNA. RefSeq names its product gap junction beta-4 protein. The record is from RefSeq and is a predicted model, not a curated record. The transcript has a single exon. NCBI's taxonomy places the organism in Eukaryota, Metazoa, Chordata, Crocodylia, Alligatoridae. Gene Ontology annotation, biological process: cell communication. Gene Ontology annotation, cellular component: connexin complex. Bases 1 to 798 code for a protein of 265 amino acids.